GCUCGUGAGAACAGACAAGGAACGAUGGACCAGCCCAUGCAUGCCAGCUCGGCCUUGGAGCUCAUGUUGCUUGCGACCGUUGGUAUCUCGUUGCGCCACGACACAACAGGCCAGUCCGCAACGCUCGUGAAGAGGUCGCCCGCCAACAAUGCUGACGACGCAGUCGAGGAUUUUCGCGAGUGCCAACGCGAGCUCGCAGCAUUUGACGUGCGCCUCGCCAACGCCUCCAGGGCGACUGAGGCGCCGCCGCCAGCGCAGGCUCCAGAGAUAGUGCCGAUCUUACUCACGGCGUCCGACUCCAAGACGGCGCUCGACCCCAAAGCACGACUCUCGGUGUCUGAAAAAGCAAACAAAUCGCGCCCCGUGACCGUCCAAGUGAGCGGUCGGCGCGAUGAGCGCGCGAUAACACCAUCAAGCUCCGGGUCGCGUCUUCCGUCUCCGUCAAAAAAAGAAGCGGCGGCGGCGGCUGCAGCGGCAGCGGCGUUGGCCGAGGCAGCAGCCGCGCAAGCAGCAGCUGCUGCCGCUGCCGCGGCGAAAGAAGACGAGGAAGAGGAGCUUGGGUACCUUCGAUGCACGCUAAGCGACACGUACUCCGACUUGGAGGCAUGCUCACUUGAUUGGUGCAACGAACUGCCCGAGAUCAUGGCCCUGGGCCACGAUCCGAGCAACGUCGUCCGCGCCGUUCGCAAUCUACGCCUCACCAAACUUGGGAUCGAGGCCAUCGACAGUAACUUUGCCCGGCGACUCCAGCACCUCGAGCGCAUCGACUUGAGCGACAACAACCUCGCUCUCCUCGAGCACCUGCCGGCGUCAGUUCUCGAAGUCGAUGCGUACAACAACGCGCUCUCGGACGUGCGUUUGAUGUGUCCGCAGCUCGUGCACCUGGGCUUGGGACUCAAUGCCUUUGCAGUGUGUCCUACUUUGCCGACCUCGUUGCUGUCACUGGAUCUCUCCUUUAACAAGCUUGUCGCCCUCGAUGCGCUCAUGAACGCGCUUCGAGACCUUCCACAUCUGCGCCACGUCUUCCUUGUCGGGAAUCCUAUCGCUCUCUGUCGCGGGUACCGGCAUGCCCUCCUCACGCAGCUGCCGAUGCUUGAGGUCGUGGAUGACAUCGUGAUUCGAGACAAGGAGCGAGAGGCCGCCAAGAACGUCGACUUUGGUGGGGAGCGUUCGGUCGACCUUACGGCAGCAGUGACUGUACUUGGUCUUCCAGAGCCUACCGACGCUGGUCCCAAGUUUGCUGUCACAGUCGAGAUCGCAUCGGGCUUGCUACAUGAGACCCUUGCAGAAGUCGCAGUCAACGGCAAUUGCCGCGGGUACGAGAUGGCCCGUCACUCUUUGGCUCCAUCCGUGGCAUUGCGCGACCGCCUGAAGUUUCAAGGGCUUGUCGUAAAAGUCAGCGAAGUGCGGCCAGUGCUGGACACUGCAGCAGAAACCACCUCAUCAAGUAUCCUGUGGCUCUCUAUGAUUGUCGACGUCGCGGCGUUCCUCAAGCCGGCCUCGAUUGAGCUGGCGCUGGGCGAGAUUUGUGUCGCCAAGGCCAUCCAGAUGAACGUUGUAUCGCCCGACGUCGCUGGCGCCGGCGGCGACUAUCAGCUGCAUGUCAAGCUCACGCUCAAUGAGCGCAAAACCAAAUGAUGCUGCGAGUUUGUCCCAAAUUUCUCGUUUCACAACGUGUCGUGUGCGUAUGAAAUGUGUACCGU
Saprolegnia parasitica CBS 223.65 is the source of this 1703-nucleotide messenger RNA. RefSeq lists its product as hypothetical. The transcript has 4 exons. NCBI's taxonomy places the organism in Eukaryota, Oomycota, Saprolegniomycetes, Saprolegniales, Saprolegniaceae. The coding region runs from base 25 to 1638 and encodes 537 amino acids. Gene Ontology annotation, biological process: mRNA splicing, via spliceosome. Gene Ontology annotation, molecular function: U2 snRNA binding. The record is from RefSeq and is a predicted model, not a curated record.